Messenger RNA from Abrus precatorius (Indian licorice), 2594 nucleotides. RefSeq names its product 5'-nucleotidase domain-containing protein DDB_G0275467. The record is from RefSeq and is a predicted model, not a curated record. Gene Ontology annotation, molecular function: 5'-nucleotidase activity. The transcript is spliced from 14 exons. Lineage: Eukaryota; Viridiplantae; Streptophyta; Magnoliopsida; Fabales; Fabaceae. The coding region runs from base 165 to 1793 and encodes 542 amino acids.
ACUGAAUUCGUUGGGAAUGGGCGCGUAAAAACAAGGCCACUCUCUCCGCAGUUUCAGGCCUCUCAUACUUUUCCCGCUUGACUCUCCCAACACCAACUCUCUCCUCUGCAUCAAUUUCAAAGCCUUUCACUUCAGCUUUGAACGUAAAUCUGAAUCCCAAUCAAAUGGCCUCCCUUCGUAUUCGUUCACUUCUUCCCCUCCGUUUCUCCAUUCACGCGACGCUGCUUUCAUCUUCUCCACUCCAGCAAGGGAUUUCUAUAGGCUCUCGAAGCUACAGCGUCGUUGAAUCGUCGGAACAUUGUGCAUUGAAGACUGAGUGUGAGGAGAUAGCCGCGCUCCGUCGCGAAUUUGAAGCCGCUAAACAGAGUUUUAUCAAUAUGCCCGAUGCGCUCAGAGAAAUGCCGAAAAUGAAUCCUAAAGACAUAUAUGUGAAUAAGAAUUUGAGAUUGGACAAUUUGCAAGUUUAUGGAUUCGAUUAUGAUUACACGUUGGCGCAUUACUCGUCCGAUUUGCAGACUUUGAUAUAUGACCUUGCCAAGGAGUACAUGGUUAAUGAGUUUAGGUAUCCGGACAUUUGCAUGAGUUUUAAAUAUGAUCCAACUUUCCCCAUUAGAGGGCUAUAUUAUGAUAAGUUGAAAGGGUGCCUCAUGAAGCUGGAUUUCUUUGGUUCAAUUGAGCCAGAUGGAUGCUACUUCGGUAGACGCAGGCUAAGCCAAAGGGAAAUCCGUGACAUGUAUGGCACACGGCAUAUUGGUCGUGAUCAAGCUCGAUCACUAGUUGGUUUGAUGGAUUUCUUCUGCUUUAGUGAGGCAUGUCUCCUUGCAGAUAUAGUGCAAUACUUCGUUGAUGCUAAGCUAGAAUUUGACACUUCCUACAUUUAUGAAGAUGUUAUUCGUGCAAUUGAUCAUGUCCACCGAAGUGGCCUGGUUCAUAGAGGAAUUCUUGCUGAUCCACAAAGAUACUUAGUGAAAAAUGGAAAGAUAUUACGUUUUCUUAAGAUGCUAAGGGAGCGAGGGAAGAAGCUUUUCUUGUUGACUAACUCUCCUUAUUUCUUUGUGGAUGGAGGGAUGCGUUUUAUGUUAGAGGAUUCUAUGGAUUGUAGAGACUCCUGGACGGAGCUGUUUGAUGUUGUGAUUGCUAAGGCCAAUAAACCACAGUUUUAUACAUCUGAGCAUCCAUUCCGUUGUUAUGACACACAGAAGGACACAUUAACUUUUACCAAGGUUGAUGAAUUUCUUCCAGAUAAAAUUUAUUAUCAUGGGUGCCUCAAAUCCUUUCUCCAAAUUACCAAGUGGAAUGGCCCAGAGGUGAUAUAUUUUGGAGACCACCUAUUUAGUGACUUGAGAGGGCCCUCAAAGGCAGGUUGGCGCACAGCAGCAAUCAUCCAUGAACUAGAGAGCGAAAUACAAAUCCAAAAUGAAGAUGGCUACCGUUUUGAGCAGGCAAAGUUUCAUAUUAUACAGGAGCUACUUGGUAAGUUGCAUGCAACAGCAGCUAAUAGUCUGAGAACUGCAGCUUGCAAUUCACUUCUGGAAGAACUUAAUGAGGAAAGACAAAAAGCACGCAACAAGAUGAAGAUGAUGUUUAAUAGAUCUUUUGGAGCAACAUUCCUCACUAGCACAGGACAAGAAUCCGCUUUUGCUUAUAACAUUCAUCAGUAUGCUGAUGUUUAUACCAGUAAGCCAGAGAAUUUUCUUCUGCAUUCACCUGAAGCAUGGCUUCAUGUUCCCUUUGAUGUCAAAAUCAUGCCUCAUCAUGUGAAGGUUCCGUCAAGCUUGUUCAGAACCGGAUGAACGGUCUUCGAAAUCAUUCAAUCUUUGUGACAUUCCGUCGUUCUAACUCAUGGAAUAAUGAUGUUGCAAUUCUAGUAAGUAUUCACCAGUGAGAGGUGCAACUGGAAGACAGUUAUUGCGGCAGUAACGUGCAUUCGAUUAUAUUCUUUUUGUUCUUGAUUUCGUCUUUUCAUCGUGACGUUGCUGACAUUGCCUGGUAUGCAUCAAUUGAUUAUUAAUAGAGAAAGAAAUUCAUAAAAAUGAAAGCCCCAAUACAUAGAAAAGGGUUUAUUUCCUUAUGGUUCAUUUUAGCAAGAAAAGUAAAGGCUUAACUGCAUUAUUUGUUUAUGAUUGACGAAAUGUAUUUCAGCACUUGUGGUAUUUUGAAAUUACUGAAAGAAGCAGAGUCUUCACCAUUUCAAUGACUGCUAAUACUGUGAAGGCAACUGCUGCUUAUCAAUGACAGCAUGUAGUUUUGUCGCUCCUCGUACCAGAAACUUACUACGUCCCACUGCGAAUUCAUUCUCGACUGAACCUGAGAAUUUCGCAUGUGCAGUAUUUGCAACAUAGAACAGCAAGGGUUGUACUUGUGAGGGUCAUAGAUUUUAAGAAUUCUAAUCCUUUUGCAGACAAUAAGCACUUUCUAAUCUGUCCUUGCUUAGGCUAUCUGUUUUACUUGAAACUCAGUAGCACAGAUCGUUCUGCUUUCACUGAAAUACGGUGGUCGGAAAAAAAUAAGACAAAUUUGUAAGAACUUCAAAAAUCGGAAUUGCCCAAUUAUGUGAGUAGGAGAAUUCAGCUUCACUCAAUAUUUAAAGUGAG